ACCCUCACCGCAUCAGCUUUUUCGCCUUUUUAAAGUUUCAGGCAAUACAUCUGGAGUUGUUUUCGUUCCCCUGGUUUCCCCUUCCACAACGUAGCCGCCGCCGACGCGACAGAAGACAGCAGAUCUUCCGGCACUGUAACAAUGAUGGGUUCACGAGGUACCACUGCUGUGCUGUCGAGAGCUGUUCGGAUGAGGCAAAAGCUGCAGUCUGCUUUGGAGGCCAGUACGCUAGAUAUUGAAGAUGUUUCUUACCAACAUGCUGGGCAUGCAGCUGUGAAGGACAAUGCAAACGAGACACAUUUUAACAUCAAGGUAAUUUCACCGAAGUUUGAGGGCCAGAGCCUUGUGAAGCGUCACAGGAUGGUGUACGAUCUCUUGACCGAUGAGUUGAACUCGGGUCUUCAUGCUAUCUCCAUUGUUGCGAAAACUCCAAAGGAGUCUGGAUCAUGAACGUCAAAGAAGCAUAGACUUAAUUAGUGUGUGUUCCAAAAUAAAUUGAUUGCAGCAAUAUCAUGUAGCCAUGAAUCAAACAGUAACAAUAUGUCAUGUUUCUUUCAUGACAAAGACAUGGUGUUGCAUACUUGCAUUAGAUCGUAAGUAUGGAUAAUCACCUGUGGCCAUGAAAGCUAUGAACAUUUAGUCAGUACUCAGUACCACAUUCUCGUUUCAUUUAUCCAUAAUUGUCAAGGACCUUGUAUGGUGGCGCUUCUAGAGGCAUUUGGCAAACUGAAGAUUUUGUGUUGGUGAUGGAUAUAUUUUCUCAUCCUUC
Messenger RNA from Lolium rigidum, 769 nucleotides. Its product is annotated as protein BOLA1, chloroplastic-like. The record is from RefSeq and is a predicted model, not a curated record. NCBI's taxonomy places the organism in Eukaryota, Viridiplantae, Streptophyta, Magnoliopsida, Poales, Poaceae. The transcript is spliced from 2 exons. Bases 142 to 450 code for a protein of 102 amino acids.